This is a messenger RNA of Racocetra persica, 348 nucleotides long. The record is from the annotation of a GenBank genome assembly. NCBI's taxonomy places the organism in Eukaryota, Fungi, Glomeromycota, Glomeromycetes, Diversisporales, Gigasporaceae.
GAUAGAAAGAAUAAAAAAGAAAAACGGUACAGAAAAAAAUCACCUAAUGAUGAAAACAUCAUUUCUCUUUCUUUAAAUAAUAAAGUGUUAGAAAAUGUUAAUAAUGAUGAAAGAAACGAAGGUGAAUUUAUAUACGAUGUAUGUGAUCUUGAAGAGUUUGUAGUCUGCAAGUUUAGAGAUAACGAAGAAAAGGAAGACCCUGUCGAAUUCUCCACAAUUGUAGAAAUUGAAAAGGAAUUGAUCAAUGAUGAAAUUCUGCCUUUGGAAUUUGAAAACGAAGAACAAAAUUUCUAUAAUAUCAUUAACGUGUUACUCAUACCGCUUCAAGAGGGAUCAGGAUAUUAUUGA